CCUCGUAAUCUAUGUGGAGGUAACUCUCGCACACAGUCUUAUGCAUUAACCAGAUUUGUGCGGUAUCAUGUCUUUAUGCUGGUCUUUGUGGGAAUGGCGGCGAUGCGUGGAUGUGUCGUCCCUUCAUCGUACUCCGGACGCCCGCCAUAGGUGACACUCUACCCGCUGCAUCAGCACAACCGACCAAUCCCUCCUUGUGAGAAGCUCGACGUCUCGCAGUUCUCCGAGUACCAAGACCCCGAAUGUCGCUCUCCUCUGGUGCGAAUGGUUCGACUGGCCAGAUCUCCGUGCAGGAAGAUAAUCCGGUACAGACAGAACAGGGCGGCUCGGACCAUCAGUCUCAGCAUGAACAUGCUGGUGCCAGGAAUGCGUCACCCGGACAAAACCCGGUCCCUGCCUCUCAAUUUUACAGUUGGAGGGAGAUCAUUGAGAAUAUGGGGGAUACGAGUGUUCAUGGUUAUCGGGCACCAUCGAGCGAAGACCCGAAGAUGUCGGAUCUAUCACAGUUGACCAAGGAGAUAUGGGACCAUGAGAAUGCACGCGUGAAGAGGUGGCGAAACGAAAUCAACUCCUUGCUGACAUUUGCUGGUCUGUUUGCCGCAGUGGUCACUGGCUUCGGCGUCCAGUAUUACACCAUGAUGCAGCAACCUGCCGCGCCCGACUACAAUACGCAGAUUCUCGAGCGUAUCUCGCUUCAACUGGCAGGUUUCGUCAACCAAACCGAUAGCAACCCUUCGCAACCCUUGCCUUCAUCCUUGCCGCCGUUCGACAUACCCGAGAUAGCCCCUGCGCACGCAUAUGUUGCAGCGUUGUGGUUUGCGGCGCUGGUGUGCGGUCUUGCUGCUGCAUCAAUCGCGAUCCUGGUUAACCAGUGGGUGAACAACUUAUUGACCCCAGUCGCAUUAUCUGGCACCGGGUCACACGAGCAACUGCGGGUGUGGAACCUGCGUCACCAAACCUUCCGGAGCUGGGGACUAGCAGUUUUCAUCGACAUUCCGUCGGUCUUGCUGCAGGUCGCGCUCAUAUUAUUCCUCGUGGGCCUUGUAGGAUACCUUUGGCAGCUCAGCGUCAGAGUUGCCAUGCCAUCACUCAUCCUCGUCGCCGUCCUCCUGUCAUUCCUCUCUGUCACCACCAUCUUACCCGUCUUCCUUGCAUACAGCCCCUUCAUUUCCCCACAGUCUCUGUUUCUGCGCUGGGUGUGUGCACCUAUCAAGUUGUCCUUCUAUUGGGCGACGACGCAGUUCUGCACUUGGCUGUGGGUCAUGAACCAAGUGGCGUGCAUCGAUGAGUUUCUCGAGACUCUGAUGCAACAACUCAAAAAACAAUUGGAAGACUUUCAAGCUCUCCAAACGUACGGCUACUAUGGGUGGGCAACGGAAGAGACAGCGUACCUACGGAGCGAAGCCGGACAGGCAACUGACAAGACCAUGAUUGCGAACGCGUUUUCACUCGUCAAGGAUUACGACCUUCUUCUACCUCUCGUACGCACCUCACUGAAGGACAUGCAGUCGGACGUAGCGAUGAGUAAUGUGGUCACCAUCUGCGAACGAAGACCGCCCGCCCUAGUAGACGAUGACAUUGCGCGGUGACGACAUGAUAUCCGGGACAACAACAUAUUCCUCGAGAUGGGCAAGCUCGUCGCGGAUCGCAUAUCGACGGAUAUGAAGGAGCUGGUCGGAGACGAAAGGAAGAACAGUGUAGUCCAGGCCCUCGAUGCCUUUGACUACUCGCUCGGUGCCGUUCGGGAUGACGAAAAAGGGAUGGAAAUGUAUGUGCAAUUGUUCGAUUUUUUGCGACUCCAAGGCGUCACGCGCGACACCGAGUUGAACAUGAAGAUCCUCAAGUUGAUAUGGCGAUAUGAUGAGUAUUUCUCUAUCA
This is a messenger RNA of Fomitopsis serialis, 1878 nucleotides long. RefSeq lists its product as uncharacterized. The transcript has 7 exons. The record is from RefSeq and is a predicted model, not a curated record. Lineage: Eukaryota; Fungi; Basidiomycota; Agaricomycetes; Polyporales; Fomitopsidaceae. Bases 243 to 1589 code for a protein of 448 amino acids.